UAUGGCGCCAAAAGAGUUUUCAAGCUGAUGAUAAGAGCUGAUUUUUCUCUGUGUUGUCUUUUUUUUUCCUCUUCUAGGGGUGGGAGGAGAGGUUGCAAGACAAGACCCGCCUGUGCAUUUGUGCAGAGCAGUGUGCACGUACAGCGGGCAGAGGAGUGGAAGCGAGGCAACGCAGUAAGUGAAGACGAGGAGAGCUCAAUGUUUUAUUUUUGAAGGAGGGACGUUGCGAAACUGGCUGGCGAUCUUUUCUGACUCAUCGUUUGGAAAUAAAGCAUCCUUUUCUUUUUUUUUUUUUCUUUUUUUUUUUCUUACCCCUCCUCCUCCUCCUCUAGCCUCUCCGUCCCCUCCUCCCAUACCGCUGGCACUGGAGAGGAAAACACAGUCGGAUUUUGACACCACGUUUGGGCUGCUUUUGCAAAAUGCGACAUGCUUUCCUGUGAGCGGUAUGUUGUGCGCACCUCGCAGCCUGCUACACCGUGAACAGCGGCAGGACCAGCGGCGGCACCACUGUGUUUGUUGUUGUUGACUUGUAAAGGCUGCAACUUAGUCUGACUGCCACUUUUGGAUUUUAUUUCGGAUUUUGGACUCGGUCGUCGGUCUUCGCGGAGCUGACGCGCUGUCAACGCGCACCGUGAGGGGAAGGGAAGGGAGGGGAAGGGACAGUCCUGUCACCCAACGUGGAUUCAGAGUCGGGGCUGUUUAGCAGCACUGCUAGCUGCCUGCCAGGGCACUGAGUGGGCAAACUGAACUAGUGCUAAACCCUCCACUGUGAAACUACAUGUGCCUGGCUCCCAAUGAUCUCCUAAUCUCUGGGAAUCGGCCGCCGUCCAGGACUGAGGACGUCUCUGCACCCGAAGCUGACUGCGAUCAAGAUGGAGAGCGAGAAGAAGAGGAGAAAAUACUCCACGAGCAGCAAUGACUCCGACACCACCGACAGUCAGGUGACCUCGUGGUCCAGGUCAUCCAAGAAUACGGGCACCAGCAGCACAUGGGUCCGUCACCAGCACAAGAAACCAUCAGAGGUGUUUCGUACCGACUUCAUCACGGCCAUGAAGCUGCCGGACUCGGCCCAGCUCGGCCCGGACGACUUCUACGUGCUCUCAGACCCCUGGAGGCAAGAGUGGGAGAAGGGAGUACAGGUCCCCGCCAACCUGGAGGCCAUACCAGAGCCUGUGGUCAGGUUGCUGCCGGAGUCGACAGGCGGCCUGUCCAGCAACAGACAGGAGAGGGAGGGUGACACCCAGCCUCCUCCCACCCAGCUCUACAGUUGCUAUGACCUGGAUGAUCUGGAUGUUGCCUGGCUGGAGCUGGUAAACCAAGAGUUCAGACAGAUGGCCUUACCAGAGCUGGACGAGCUGACGAUGGAGUGUGUUCUGGUCGAGCUGGAGAGCGUGUGUGAGGAGAAGAUGCAGCAAGCCAUCGAGACGGAGGAAGGUUUGGGCAUCGAGUACGACGAGGACGUGGUGUGCGACGUCUGCCGUUCGCCGGAGGGGGAGGACGGCAACGAGAUGGUCUUCUGCGACAAGUGCAACGUCUGUGUUCAUCAGGCGUGUUACGGCAUCCUGAAGGUACCCCAGGGGAACUGGCUGUGUCGGACCUGCGCUCUGGGCGUCCAGCCCAAAUGUCUGCUCUGCCCCAAGAGAGGGGGGGCCCUGAAGCCCACCCGUAGUGGAACCAAGUGGGUCCACGUCAGCUGUGCCUUAUGGAUCCCUGAGGUGAGUAUAGGCUGUCCAGAGAAGAUGGAGCCCAUUACCAAGGUGUCCCACAUCCCUGCUAGCCGCUGGGCUCUGUCCUGCAGCCUGUGCCGAGAACACACAGGAACCUGCAUACAGUGCUCCAUGCCCUCCUGCAUUGUGGCCUUCCAUGUGACGUGCGCCUUCGACCAUGGCCUGGAGAUGAAGACCAUCCUGGCUGAGAACGACGAGGUGCGCUUCAAGUCUUUCUGCCUGGAGCACAGCUGCACUGCCAGCAACAGCAGUGCAACCAGCAACAACACCUCCAGUUCAACCAGCGUCAGUAACGGUAACAGUAACCACACCGCCGUUUCCACUACCAACGGAACACACAGCGCAGCCAGACCUGACCGGCUCUCUGCCGGUGUCGGUUCUGAGCUCCGGCCGGACCAGCAGCACCAACCGAACGGCAGCAGUGACCCGGAGCAGAGGUCAGUAUCGUACCCGGUCUCUGUGUCAGCAUCAGAGCGAGCCGAGCGGGACCAGCUGGAGAGAGAGAAAGUGAGCCAAAGGAAACAGAAGCUCCAGGAGCUGGAGGACGAGUUUUACCGACUGGUGGACCCAAGAGAGGUGGCAGAAAACUUGGGGAUGCCCAUCUCCCAGGUGGACUUUCUGUAUCAAUUCUGGAAGAUGAAGAGGAAGGCCAACUUUAAUCGGCCUCUGGUGACCUUAAAGAGGGACGAGGUGGACAACCUGGCCCAGCAGGAGCAGGACGUCCUCUACAGACGCCUCAAACUCUUCACACACCUCCGACAAGACCUGGAGAGGGUGCGUAACCUGUGUUACAUGGUGACACGGAGGGAGAAAAUGAAACACACCCUGUGCGACCUCCAGGAGAAGAUCUUCCACCUGCAGAUACAACUACUUGAAGAGGACAUGGCUGGAGAGAAAACCCAGAAGGGAGAAAAGAGGAAGCAGAAUGGAGUGAAGGAGAAAGGGAAGGAGAGGAGGAAGAGUAGUCCUGAGAAGAAAAAGGAGAGAUGGAAGUCAGAGAACGGCUCCCUGCUUAAAGAGCUAGGUGUGUCAAAGUCCUUCCCAUUGGACAACUCUUUGUUCGACAGCUGGCUCGCCCAGUCGGUUCAAAUCACCGCUGAUGAUAUGCUGAGCCAGUGGGCUCUGGGUGCCCAGCAUGGGGACAAGAGUGGCAGCCUGCUCUCCGACCAGCUCCUGCAGGGGGAGGAGAGCCUGCUAAACCUCAUGAUGGAGAACUCCAUGCAGUCCACCUGGAAAACACCCCAGCUGGGCCGCAAACCACGAGGGAACAACAAGCCUCGUGCUCGUGGACAACCCACCAGCCCCACCCAGCCCCAGAUGCUUCUCUCUGCAGCGGCCGCUUCCGCUGCCAGCAGCCAAUCCACUGCAAAGAGCCUCUUGGGGAGUGUGGCGGAGGAAAAGCCCAGUCAUGUGGGCCGGAAAGGAGAGAGGUCCAGGGGCUCCUCCAAGGCCCUGCACCACCACCACCUUCAUCACCACCAGACCAGGAGCUCUGACCUGCAGGGGGACCCACCACCACAGCCACCCAUCUCCAAAAUGGAUUCCUGUCACAUCUCGGAGGACCGCGGCCCCUGGGACAGCAUCCACGCAGGGAAUGGUGUUGCAUCAGGGGCUGGAUCUGUUUUCACCACAAGUUCAUCUCCGCCUCCGGCCUCCAGCCCUGGGGUCACAGUUCCUGACACAGGGGCGAUCCUUCGUGGCGGGGCUCCACGGGUCCGUGUGCCCCGCCAGGGUAAAUCAAGAGGCAGGGGUGUCAGUGGAGGUGUAGGGGGGCUGGAGUCCAUGGACCUGCCUCUCACAGGAAAGGACACAUCCCUGCUGGACGCUACCGAGACUGACGGGUACUUCUCUGACGGCGAGCAGAGCGACUCGGACACACGCUCUGGCGGACGCAAACUCCGCUUGCCACAGUUGCAUUCUGGGAACGAGGACCUGUUGAGAAGGAGCGUGUUGGCAUCCUAAGGAACUAAGACUCAAAUCAACGCACACAAACACAGUUAUCCAAGCAGAGUCCCACUGGCUAAUUGUUUCUCCAUCUGUGCCCAGUAUACAGUCUACAAAACAUGGCUUGAUGGCUUUGUUCAACCAAAUCCCUGUCACAUUUACCAAUGGAAAAUCUCUUCAGCUCUUACCUGCUUUGUUUUUGAGAGGGGGGGGAUUUGAAUGUAGCCGUUUGCCUGUCGUACAGUAAAGCUUCUCCACCGGACCGUAGUUUAGUAGGUAACUUCAAGACGCGAUACAUUCAACAACUAGGAAACAAACAUUACAUUUAGUCCCUUUUUUUUUUGUUUUGUGUUUCAGAUUUCUUUUGUUUCUGGGCGUUGACGUACCCGGUUCUGGCCUCAUGUCUGUGGUAUCUACCAGACUUGGGAACAAACACUUUGGGGCAUUAUUAUUAUUAAUAUUCUUCAAGUUGGUUUCAGGGUCUGCUUCACUUUUGGUCUUUUAUGGCCUGAUAUACAUCCAACGAGUCCUUGUUUUCUUGAACAUAUUCAAUGAAAAGACAAUGUCACACCAGAUUUGUUCAAAAUAUGUGUGGGGAUUACGUGGGAUACCAUGUAUUCAGCCUUGAAAAGCACAACUAGCUAGUCAUAAGAGCUGUAAUGUAAGCACUUGUGUGUAUAAUAGAUGCUCAUUCAGGGUUGGGGUCAAUCCUCAUCAUGUUGGCUCAGUUUCAAAAUGUACAGUGAUUUCAUUCUUCAAAUUUAUCUUCAUAGUCAAAAAAAACCAUCUCCAGCUUUUCCAAGUCUUGAGUAGUAAACAGAUUGACCCCAACCCUGGUGUUCAUUCAGAUUGUCACACAGAGACACAAACACACAGACAUACAGACAUACAAACUACCAUAAGCAAAUCCCUUUGCUCACAUCACAGCCGUUGUUGAUAUAUUUGGUCUGACUUUUGUCAGCUGCUUUCAAAUUCUUCCUAAUUAUAAGUUCUUUUUUUUUUUUAGCCUCAAUCUUUGGAGAAAAAUCAUUGUAGAAACUCUGUGCCUUCUGUCGCUCGCCCUGUGCCCCUGCCUCCCCUCAAAACCCCACACACCCCACCUUCUUAAUCAACCAAACAAUCAGUAAGUAGAUCAAUGAGUCGUUUUUCAAUCGGAUUUGUAACAAUCAAACCAAAAGGUAAUCCAGUCACAUUGGUUACCGGGUGUAGCCAGCAUUGGGCUCCUUGUCACCUUAACAAUUGUCUAGUGCCUGAAACAAGGAUGUAAAUGCAGCGUUUGCCAUUAAUCAACAAAGCAUCUGCAACAGUUAGCAAAGCAGAGCCAUACCGUAUUAUCGGUGCAAAGAGCUGCCUACUGUUCUGUGCCCCCAUAACUAGAUCGCUGCAGUCCAGAGCCAUCGAUGAACAGAGUUUGGCCAGGCUGCACCGUGUGCACCUGCCUCUGUGAGACAGCUGACAGCAACCAUAGAUACAUGUGGACAACAGAAAAUAAAAUAGUAGCAUGCUAGUCGAUUCUGUCAAGUUUUGUAUUUUGAGCAGCCUGUUUCCUCUGAUAGCCAUCAAGUCAAUGGUAUUAAUCCAUAAUGUUUCAUUAUUCAAACUGCGCAUGUAAAAAUAUGCCCAAAAUUUGGGCGAAAUCACAUAGGGGGGGCAGAAACACACCAGUCUCCCAUUUGUAUCUGGUCACUGCAGAGUCUCCUCAUUUGGCAUCGGUUAAUUGAUGAAACAAAACUGGACAAAGCAUGUGACACAAUAAUCUCACCUCACAUGUCCACUUACCAACUUUUCUGGAGUUUUCGACCACUUCUCAUGGUCUUCGCUGGCUCCAGCGUCAUCUCAUGACCUAAGAGUGGAAAAACAAACAAAAUUUUUUUUUUAAAUUACAGACAGCUUGAAGGUUCUCUGAACCAUUUUCCCCUAAACCUUUGCCUUGUUCAUAUAAAACAAUCACUGAUUCACUGUGUUGGUUAACAUGAGCAUCCACUGUGCAGUUCAUCCACAUCAUUUGAUGAUUUUUGAGACACUGAAGUCUUCAAAAGCCAGUUAUUGCUGGUUACUAUGUGAGGCCACCAGGGUUUACAAUGCAGCCUUUGGGCAACAGUCAUCAAAAGAAACGAGUUACUCCUACUCAAGAUCAUCCACGUGUAUCUAUGCGAUUUAUAAUUUUGACGCCCAAUACAGUUUUAUUCGGCUAAGCAUGGAGCAGUUUUAUGGCACCAGUAUGGCAACCACUGAAGUUUGACGGGGCCAAGCUCUCGACACUGAUGGCUCUGCUGCACCUUUUCCUCCUGUUAGUUGAAUGACAAUGUAAUAAUCAGCUUCAGAGGCCUGCGCUCUUAAGUUCAAGAAUUGAGUUGUUUGUAAAUUUGUUUUUAAAAAAAAAUAACUUUUUGUUGUUCUCUCAGAGAGUUGUAUUUUGUACUUAAGCAGUCCAUGGUAUUCUCAGGGGUUAAAAAAACUUUUAAAAAAGAAGAAUAAAAGGUUAAAAAAUUUAUCGAAAAAGCGACGCAAGACGUAGAUACAUAUAUAUAUAUACAUAUUUUAUAUCAUAUACAAUAUAUAUAUAUAAAGUGAUGUGUGUAUGUCUAGAAACUUCCUUAUUUGGCAAGCUUCACUGUUUGAACUCCUACAUGACUACUACUGAGCAUGCUCCUUCUCUCAGUGUGACCAUUAGACCAUCAGCCCUGGGUUCACCUGUCUCAACCAAUAAUUAAUGCUCAUUUUAACUUGUCACCAGUUACCAGAUGACCGGGAGAGGUCAGAUAAUAUUGACUUGGUGGUCAACUACAAGAAGGGACUUUCUUUUCAUUCACUUACCUUUCUUGCAGCUAAGAUCCCACCCAUCUGGGGCCAAAUUGGGGUGAAAUAAGUGAUUUUUAAGGGCUGCUUUACCCAGGUCUGAUGAACAGACAUUUAAAUAGAGGUGCAAGUCCAAUCUACUUCCUCUGUUUUUUUUUUCUGUGUCGACAGCUUCUAACCUGUCCUCUGAAGUGACCACACCAAAGAACAGAUCUGUGUAUCAAAGCAGCAUAUUUACACCGUAUCUACAAAACACAUACACAUGCUCCGUCUCUGGUUUUCAAGAUGAAAAAUGUUAAGAUAAGGAAGUCAAACAACUCUGCCAGCGCUGUCCAAAUCGGUUCGGUUAGAAACACUGUAAGCUCAGGCACGGUGCCGUGGUGUUGUGUGAACCCCUUUACUGGCGCUGAUAAUUCUAUUACACCACCACCAAUAAACUGAACCUGAAUUCUCCCCGAUCUGCAUUCAUGGGGGUUCACACAGAAAAGCCUGUCAAUGGCUGGCGAUGGUCCGUAAACACAGACUCACACAUAUAAACCCCCUUCAGAAAAAGCCAAAUGCUGCUUAACUGAACACACAACAUACAGCUCACACACAGACACACACACCAGAGCUGGUACAACAGGGUUAUAAUGUACAAGAUGACUAGUUUUUUAUGUAUAUGUGGUCCUGACUGCAUCAGGAAGCAUGAGCUUACUCAGAGUGAAACGCCCCCUAACAGCAGGAGAGUAUUAGUACAGGUGACAGUCACUGUCUCUUUUGUCCUUCAGGUGUAGCCAUCAUAGAAGAUUCAUUGUUAGUCUGCCACACUCUCUUUUGGGACAGAGAGGCAAAGUCUGUAAAAACCCUCUUUUAAAAGGUGGGCGGGGGGGGGGGGGCGGUUUGAACUACAACAGCAUAAAUACAGGACAGGUGGACGAUUCUGGGCUUCUAUGUUGGCUACCACUUUUACAAUUCACAUGGAAACUGAUCAUAACAACACAGACAACAACAAUAACCGUAACAAAGCUUGUGUUAUGAAGUGAGGAUGUGGUGAAGUAUCAUUACGGUCCACAGAAUCCUCCGCUGGGUGGUUAUUACCAUUCAUGUAUUGCUAAGACAGAAAAAUGUAAUCUUGGUUUCAAUAUUCAAUGUUCAGAGUAGCCUGACUUUGUAGACAGUGGUAUUAGAUAAGGCCUCAACAUGUGCGGCCUUAACAUGUAGUAGCAAAUGCUAAGGCUGCACAGUGCUGACAAGAAAAAACAUGAAUUUCCUCUGCAGAAAGUUGUGGAGGUGGCUAGGUGAGUUAGACUGGCUGUUUCUAAAGAUCCUCUCUCAUUUGCAAGUCAGCGUUUAACCCAAGAUCAGCACUGUAAUACCUUCUCUGGCAAAUUGCCAUUUUGAUUAAUUGCAGUUUCAGGGGUUUUUUUCCUGGACAUUGUGCAGCCUUAGCAAACACAAACUGGUUAUUAUUCUAUAUUUACAGUGUGGCUUCAAUGCCCUCUCCUUACGCUUCGUAGAUACUGUAGACUGGAGUCUUUUGCAGGUUCUUUUUAUCAAUAUCCACUAGAAUACAACUUCAAAGCAUCACUGUCCUGUGUGUGGUACACUGGUGUGGGUGUUGGCUCACAGCCCGAAAAAGUGCUCUGAUGAUCUUUGAAUUUUGCAACUCUGACAGGUCAAAUAUCCACGAUAUGAGAUUGUGUAUAUUUUUCCUCUCUUUUCCAUAUUUAAUCUUUAAUGGUGUUUAAAUUUUUUGCGUCAAAGUGAAGCAUCAGUGUCAGUAUCAGCAGAAAAAACUGUGAAAUAUUGGAGGUUACGUCUUCUGUGCCUUCUUACCAUUUAGAGUGCAUAGUUAAGACAUUAUGCGUAAUGGAUAAAUAUACAACUAUACAGUUUUCUAAGUGGUGAGCUGGUGCAUGUGUCAGAAACAACACUCUCCCCCAGGUGUUGGCAUGAAUGCUACACCACAGAAAUAAGCUGGUGGGCAUUGUGCAUGUAGUGGCAGGUCAGAAACACACCUACACAGAGAUGAAUUCCUAGACUUAAGCUGAAAAGCCGUUCAAAGGCCAACACUGAUUGCUGCAGGUAAUUGGAACCUCGCCCACAAUUCACACAGCUGCUGUCUACUGUACCGACACUGUUGUAAAAUUCCUUGGAAAGACAUCACUGCACCAGCAGGGCUGGGUUCCUCAGAACUUCCUCAGCUGCACAAAGAUCAUGUUUAAAGCUUUUUAUUAGCAGAGAGGUAGGUUAGGGCCAUCCACCAAUAAAAUGCUGGGAAAUUUUGGUGUACAAGCCAAUAUGUGCUUGACUUGGAACAAAAAAAAAAAAAAAAAAAAAACCUUUAAAUUCCAAGUGUUACUCCUGGUGGACGAAAGUUUGAUUUCCACUAUUUUAAGACACAAAGUGAUAAAUGCGCUGAUGUGGUUUUGGGGAACCAGAGGGGCAUCAGAAUGCUGUUCAUACAAUAUCUCUUUUCCUCUGUGGUUGCUCCUUUGUCCAGUAAGAAAGUGGUUUGAGGCUGUCGUCAGGUCAGUGAAGCCUGGAUUGGCCAAUGCUUAAAACCUUGAUGCCCCAACUUCACUCUCAGGCCAGGGUUUCUAUUUUCCCACGGAAUGAGCUUUCAAUCAAAGUAGUCUGGGGACACGAAAUACCUGCUGGGCUCAUGUGAAAGCAGUCAUUAUCUCUGUAACAAAGGUCAAUGGGAAUUACUGCUAAUACACCUUGUUGCAGAUUAUGUACAUUGGAUUUUCUUGAAAAGCCUAGAAUCCAGAAUCGAAAUCUUGAUGAAAGUUUUAUUUAUUCUAAAUCCGUUUGGAAAUGCAGACUUCCUUAUGUGAUUGAGUGAGACCCGAUGACUGCUUAGUACUUUCUGUUUCUGAUAUCAUUGACAGUCCUUGCUUUAAUGUCCUACGCCAGCCAUACAAACCCACCCACCUACCUACCUACCUACCGCUGGAGUUUAUAUACAUCUACAAUUAUGUAUAAUACUGUUCAACUACUACUAGAGACAUUUUCAUUUUCCGUGUUUUGAAAAAGCCUUUGUAAGCUGUUUUUUUUUUCUUUUGUAACGCUUUAGCUGGCCACCGUGGCUCGUAUCAAACUAGAAAGCUGACUCAUUAUCUGCUUCCUCUGUUUUUACUGGCGCUUUGCUCUCCUCUCUGUUACAGCAAAGUUAUGGCUUCAAGGUCUCAACAUCCACAACCCAGACACACUGCACAGAUUGGAGCUUUAGUCAUACAAACUCCUUUCACAGGCAGAGCUACUGUGGAGGCAGAAUCAAGCUCAUUUGUCGAAUUAAAUCUAAAUUGGUGGAAUCAAAGAGCCACAGUGAUUUGAAUCAGAGGGCCUUUAGUUGGUCAUUCAUAGUGUUGAAAGAUAACUGGUAUGCCAAGAUCAAUACAGGAAAGUACAGUCAGUAUAAACUCAGAACGUCAGUUAGGCAGACAAGUUAAACUAGGAGCAUUACAACUAUAUUACCACCAUAUGUACAUGUAUACCAAAAGCAGUGCUUUGCAACUGUUUUGAUAAUCAUGUAAUCGUUUAAGUCUAUUUUAGAGUUGCAGUGAUAAGUCAAGGAAUUCAUUAGACAAAUGACAAAAAAAUGAAUCAACUAUUUUGAUAACUGAAUAAUCUUUUUUUAAGCAACUUUUUAAGCAAACGACGACAUCACCUUGAGCUGUGAGAAAUCGUAAUAGGUAUUUUUCAGUAUUUUUUGAUAUUUUAUAGACAAAAUAAUCAGCAUAUUAAUUGAUGAUGAAAAUAAUUAGUUUUAGCCGAAGUAACUUUUCAAACAAAAAUGCCAAACAUUCCCCAGUUACAGCUACUCAGUUAUGACGGUUUUCUGCUUUGUCUUAUAAAGUAAUAAACUGAACUGAACUGAAUAAACCGAAACCAGCAAUCUGAUGGGCUCACCUUGGGCUGAAGGAAGUGGUAAUGGGAAUUUUUCAUGAUUUUCAGGCAGUGACAUUCAACAAAGAUCCUUGCGAAAUAGGAAUGUUGUGCUUCAUGUUUACCCCUGAGACCAGAUCAUUUAACAGCACGUUCUAAACUACCAAUUUCACCGCCUGCCAAUUUCUAAGAAAUACACAAAUCACAGUAAUCCCGCAACGAGGCUGCCAAGGUUGCAAACGAUUAAUCCUUUGGUCUGUGAAAUGUCAAACACAUGUUUUGAGAGCCCAAGGAGAUGUCUUCAAAUGCUUUGUUUCAUCCAACCAAUGGUUCUAAAUUCAGUUUGGAAUUAUAUGAAAACAGAGAAGCAGCAAAUCUUCACAUUUAAGAAGCUGGAACCAUAUUUACAGUUUUCGCUUGGGGAAAUAACUAUAACAAUGAAUUGAUUAUCAAAAUUGUUUCCAAGUUCAUUUUCAUUCGCUCAAAUUAUGAAUUAAUCAACUAAUUGUUUCACAUGACUCAUCGGCUUCCUGAGAAGUUAGAGCUUUCUCAGCUGCUGAUAGCUGUUUUCCAUGUGUAUUUUCAUGUUAAAGGUUGAAAGAAACCUGAAGAAGCACACGUCUAAAUUAUGUCCUCCUAUUUUUUUUUUUCUUUUGAGAUUUCAGUUGGCUUCGGUGCAGUAUCACAUAGGUAGAUACACUCUGUGUCUGGCUCCACUAAGGUUCAACACAAUGAGAUUACUUCUGCCUCCAGAGCAGAUUUAAGAAGUGUUUUUAAGACUAAAUCUCCCAUCUGCACAAACUGCGCACCUUACUCUGCCUCCGCCAUCCAACAUCCUCCCUGUUUGUUCCUCCUCCUCUCUCCAGCAGCAAAGUCCCCCCUGCUGCUCCAUCCUGAAUCCCCAAAAGCACCCCUCCUGUUGUAUCCCUCCUGUCCACAACUCCUCUCUCCUCCUCUCCUCCUGUCCGCUGAUCAGCCUCCUUUGGACAGGACAUGGCUCUUUUUGAAUCACAUAUAAAGCAUAGGACUAUCCAAAAAAAAAAAAAAACAAAAAACAAAAAAAAAGUAAAAGAAGAAAAAAGGAUUUCUGUAGCUUUAAG
Toxotes jaculatrix (banded archerfish) is the source of this 11443-nucleotide messenger RNA. It is a transcript of the gene jade2, whose product is annotated as jade family PHD finger 2. Lineage: Eukaryota; Metazoa; Chordata; Actinopteri; Toxotidae. Gene Ontology annotation, cellular component: histone acetyltransferase complex. The transcript is spliced from 14 exons. The coding region runs from base 873 to 3689 and encodes 938 amino acids. Gene Ontology annotation, biological process: regulation of transcription by RNA polymerase II. The record is from RefSeq and is a predicted model, not a curated record.